AUGACACAUAAAUUAGUAAACUCAAUUAAAUCAAAAACAGUUAAAAAACGUCGAAAUCUGAAAAAACCCAAUAAUAUCAAGCCAAAUACUGAACAAGAUAUUCAACAACAGCGCUGUUCUGAAAUAGAAUUAACUCAGACUUCUAUUCAAUUGCAACAUGAUGAUAAACAGACAAUUCCUAUUGGAACCGAAAACUCUGAAUAUUCAGCGAGUUAUCAUCCAUGGAAAUGGGAAUAUCAUACAAUAAUUACUCGAGAAAAAAGUAUCAAACCAAUGACAAAAGAUCCAUAUACACCAACAACACGAUUAGUUUCUCAUGCUGUUCAAAGUGUAUCAUCUAAAGAUGAAUGUAGUUGUAUUUUAGCACCAGCGAAAGCUGUAAAAAUUCAAACACUGAAUAUACAACGAUCAUCAAAACUAUCAUUACCAUUUAUUAUUCGCUAUGUAAGAUCUAAUGAACUUAUGCCAUCUGAACGAUCUACAUCAAAGAAAACUGCAUUAUUGCCUCAAAUACAAAUUAAAAAAUCGACUAUUUCACCUCGAAAUACUAGUAUGCCCUUGAUUGCUCCUAAAACUGAUCAAUUAUUGAAUGAAACUACACUAUUAAAUAAUAUAUCUGUCAUUGAACAACUAUCAAAAAGAUUAGUUUCGAAUAUUUUCUGGGAAUCACUUAUAUCGUUAACAAUAUGUGACUGA
Adineta steineri is the source of this 696-nucleotide messenger RNA. NCBI's taxonomy places the organism in Eukaryota, Metazoa, Rotifera, Eurotatoria, Adinetida, Adinetidae. The record is from the annotation of a GenBank genome assembly.